Leptonychotes weddellii (Weddell seal) is the source of this 444-nucleotide messenger RNA. NCBI's taxonomy places the organism in Eukaryota, Metazoa, Chordata, Mammalia, Carnivora, Phocidae. The record is from RefSeq and is a predicted model, not a curated record.
AUGAAGCUUAUCCUCUUCUGGGCUCUCUUGAACCUGCCUGUUGCUCUGGCUUUUGAUCCAGAUUACCUAAAUGGCAUCACUCCCCCAUACCUGGUCUACUUGAAAUCUGAUUACUUGCCCUGUGUUGGAGUUCUGAUACACCCCCUUUGGGUGAUCACAGCUGCACACUGCAACUUACCAAAGCUUCAGGUGAUGUUGGGGAUUACAAAUCCAUCAAACGACAAUGAAAAGAAUAUACAAGUAGUUGGCCAUGUGAAGAUGAUCCAUCAUCCGUACUUCUCAAUCACUUCUAUUGAGCAUGACCUCAUGUUAAUCAAGCUGAGAGAGAGUGUUGAACUCAAUGACUAUGUGCAACUGGUCAACCUGCCUGAAGAACCUGUCCGUGAAGAAACCAUGUGCAUGGUCUCCACGUGGGCCUAUAACCUAUGUGAUGACUGUGAGUGA